Molecule: messenger RNA, 2385 nt
Organism: Colletotrichum karsti
Lineage: Eukaryota; Fungi; Ascomycota; Sordariomycetes; Glomerellales; Glomerellaceae
Product: patatin-like phospholipase
Exons: 2
Coding region: 1-2385 (794 amino acids)
Biological process (GO): lipid metabolic process
Molecular function (GO): triacylglycerol lipase activity
Source: RefSeq, a predicted model, not a curated record
AUGGCUGAACAUCACCGAGAACAACGCGAGCACCACCACAGGGUCACCUUCGCCCCGACCGGUCCGUCCAGCAGCAACAACUACAACACCGACAGCUACGGCUUCCCGCCCGAGUCCUUCGGCAGCGAGGACCUCCCCGACUUCGACACGCAGUUCCUCAGCGAUGCCGACCUGGAGGCCUUCGUACAGGCGCUGCACGCACCCGACCCCUUGCAGUCUCCCGCCGACGAGACGACCUCCCUGCGGUCCCCCGGGCUGAGGAGCAACUCGUCGCUCGACAUCUCGAAGCGCGGGAGCAUCUACGAGGAUGAGAAGGAUAAGGAUGACCCGCAGGCCGUGGCGGCCGCGGCCGCGGCCGCCGCGGGAGAUGUGGCCGCGCCCGUGUCGAACGGCAACGGACACGCGAGCCAGCCUAAUAUGUUCAUCACCGCGCAGAACGACUGGGCGCCGGUGAACCAGAAGAUUCCGAAGCGGGGGUCGAAGAGGAGGAGGAACCGGGCCAAGGGCGCCGCGGAGGCCCUCCUCGGCACGAGGACGAAGGACGAGACGAGGGAGGGGAUAUUCUACAUCCUCCUGAAGUGGCCGAUGCUCUUCUUCGUCGGCGCCUGGCUUGCCGGCCUGGCGCUGACGUACCUCUACACGAGGUUGUACAUCUGGGUCUACGAGCACUUCGUCACCUGGCGGGGCACGAGAGAGAGGCUGAGGAGGAGCAUGCGGCGGACGAACAACUACCGCGACUGGGUCGUCGCGGCCAAGGAGCUGGACAGCUAUCUGGACCGACAGCGGUGGAAGGAGGAGAACGACUUCGCGUACUACGAUGCCAAGACGGUGAAGAGGGUUUGGGAGCAGAUGAGGAAGUGUCGGCAGAGGGCCGAGGCUCAGGAGAACGGGGAGGGAGACGAGAAGGGUGCUAAGGCUGUCGAGGAGCUCCAUGCCCUCUUGUCGGCUUGUGUGAAGAGCAACUUUGUGGGAGUCGAGAACCCAAGAUUGUACAGCCAGACAUAUUACGGGACCAAGAACCUGGUGCAGAACUUUGUCGAUGAGGUUGAGAGAAGCAUCAAGUUCAUCCUGAGCACGAAGCAACUCACCAUCGAGGAGAAAAGGGGUAUCUUUAAGGGGAUGCAUGCCAACUACGGUCGGACAGCCCUUUGUCUGUCCGGCGGUGCGGCGUUUGCGUAUUACCACUUUGGCGUCAUCAAGGCCCUCCUCGAAGCGGACCUCCUCCCGGACGUCAUCACCGGAACGAGUGGCGGCGCUCUCGUCGCCGCGCUCGUGGCCACCCGCACCAACGACGAGCUCAAGAAGCUACUCGUACCGGCGCUUGCUGGUAAAAUCACGGCUUGUCGCGAGAGCUUCAUGACUUGGAUCCCUCGGUGGUGGAAGACGGGAGCGAGGUUCGACUCUGUUGACUGGGCGAGGCAGUGCAGCUGGUGGACUCGCGGCUCGAUGACGUUCCGCGAGGCGUACGAGAGGACUGGGAGGAUUCUAAACGUCUCUUGCGUGCCUGCUGACCCGCACUCGCCGACCAUUUUGUGCAACUACCUGACUUCCCCCGACUGCGUCAUCUGGUCUGCCGUCCUCGCGUCGGCUGCCGUACCGGGUAUCCUGAAUCCCGUGGUGCUGAUGAUGAAGCAGCGCGACGGGACGCUGGUGCCGUAUUCGUUCGGACACAAGUGGAAGGACGGCAGCCUACGGACGGACAUCCCCAUCAAGGCGCUCAACCUCCACUUCAACGUCAACUUCACCAUCGUGAGCCAGGUCAACCCGCACAUCAACCUCUUCUUCUUCUCGUCGCGCGGCAGCGUGGGCCACCCGGUCACGCACCGCAAGGGCAAGGGCUGGCGCGGCGGCUACGUCAUGUCGGCGGUCGAGCACUACCUCAAGCUCGACAUGACCAAGUGGCUCAAGUUCAUCCGGCACGCCGAGCUCCUCCCGCGCCCGCUGGGCCAGGACUGGAGCCAGCUGUUCCUGCAGCAGUUCUCGGGCACCAUCACCGUGUGGCCCAAGACCGUGCCGUCCGACUUCUACCACAUCCUCUCGGACCCGGACCCGCCGCGGCUCGCGCGCAUGAUCCACGAGGGCCAGCAGCGCGGGUUCCCGAUCCUCAAGUUCGUGAGUAAUCGGUUGAAGGUGGAGCGGGUCAUCGAGCAGGGCAGGAGGGAGACGAGGCCGUGGAUCCGGAGGGGCAGCAUCGAGACGAUUCUCAGCGAGGACGAUCUGCGGAGUCUGUUGAUUACGGGCGGCGGGACGGAUGACGGGGAGGAUACGACGGACGCGGAGGGGGAGACGUUGUUGGAGAAUGAGGAGGCUGUUGUUGACGGGGACGAGGAGGAGGAGGAGGAGGAGGAGGAGGUGGUGUUUGAGAAGGAUAGAUUGUUGAAUUAG